Molecule: messenger RNA, 1797 nt
Organism: Dama dama (fallow deer)
Lineage: Eukaryota; Metazoa; Chordata; Mammalia; Artiodactyla; Cervidae
Gene: GET4
Product: guided entry of tail-anchored proteins factor 4
Exons: 9
Coding region: 359-1180 (273 amino acids)
Biological process (GO): protein insertion into ER membrane
Cellular component (GO): cytosol; BAT3 complex
Molecular function (GO): protein binding
Source: RefSeq, a predicted model, not a curated record
GAAACCCUGACCGAGAAUGCAGACGGCCCGGCUUCCGGACCCUGGCCCGGCCGCCCUCCCCUCCCCCGCCCUGAGCGCCGUUGAGUUUGAAACCCUCGCUCGGAGUCCCACGAUUCUUCUCCCUCCCGGUCCGGCCGCGAGGCUGUAAACAUAUUGCUCCUCUUUCUGUGUCGCCCUUGCUCACCUUGUUUUGUUACUAAAUCGGCUGUUUCCAUAAAGCCAGUAUUUUUGUUGUACCUGUGCGGCUCGCUGGCCACGUGCGGCAGUUGAGCUUCUGGAAUGUGAGUCCCUCACAGGAUGGGCUGUGAGUGUAAAAACUCGGCCUUCAAAGACUCAGCGCAGAGAAAAUGUCAGGUACAUGGCCCAGAGCAAGCACUCGGAGGCCCGCGAACUCAUGUGCUCCGGAGCCCUGCUGUUCUUCAGCCACGGCCAGCAAAACAGCGCCGCUGACCUGUCCAUGCUCGUCCUGGAGUCGCUGGAGAAGGCGGAGGUCGAGGUGGCCGACGAACUGCUGGAAAGUUUGGCCAAGCUGUUCAGCCUGAUGGACCCCAACUCCCCGGAGCGAGUGGCGUUCGUGUCUCGAGCCCUCAAGUGGUCCAGCGGCGGGUCAGGGAAGCUGGGCCACCCCCGGCUCCACCAGCUGCUGGCCCUCACCCUGUGGAAAGAACAGAACUACUGCGAGUCGCGAUACCACUUCCUGCACUCGAGCGACGGCGAGGGCUGCGCCAACAUGCUGGUGGAGUACUCCACGGCCCGCGGCUUCCGCAGCGAGGUGGACAUGUUUGUGGCUCAGGCCGUCCUCCAGUUUCUCUGUUUGAAAAACAAAAGCAGCGCAUCGGUGGUGUUCACGACGUACACACAGAAACACCCGUCCAUCGAGAGCGGGCCUCCUUUCGUGCAGCCCCUGCUCAACUUCAUCUGGUUUCUGCUGCUGGCCGUGGAGGGGGGGAAGCUCACGGUGUUCACGGUGCUGUGUGAGCAGUACCAGCCGGCCCUGCGUCGGGACCCCAUGUACAACGAGUACCUCGACAGGAUAGGACAGCUCUUCUUCGGUGUUCCACCCAAGCAGACGUCAUCCUACGGAGGCUUGCUAGGGAACCUUCUGAGCAGCCUCAUGGGCUCCUCGGAGCAGGAGGGUGAGGACAGUCAGGACGACAGCAGCCCCAUUGAGCUCGACUGACGCCCGCAGACCUGCAGACUCGGCCGGGACCGUGGCGGGGUGGCUCCCAGCGCGAGUCCAGACCGCGGCCCCGGGCUUUGGCCAGGGCCCCGUGGCCGUGUGUUGGGUGUCCCGGGCCCGGGCCGUGGCCGUGUACCUUGAUGACCCCAAUAAAGCACAGGCCCUGCGGCGCCUCCUCCCGGCCCUUGUGUCUGGUUUGCUUGGGGAGGGCUCGGCGGGGCGGGGGGCCUGGCCACCGUGUCCUGGCAACAGCUGGGCGGCUGAGUGCCCAGCCACCAGAGCGGGUCUCGUCAGGAGGCUGCGGGACCCCCAGCUUCGUGGGGCAGUGUUACCGUCACUGGGUGAUUGAGGCCUUGACCUGACGGUUCAGGUUUACCCAGGUGAGCAGCCUGGGACGAGCAGGCCUGUCCGUCACUGACGCUGCACCAGAUGCCCGGGACGGUUACAAAAGGGGAAACACUUUAUUUUUUCACAAUUAUAAUAAUAAGAGUUGUAGAUUAAUACCCAGUGAUCAUGCAUGGGAAGGAACGCAGUACACAAUUUUAUUUACUGUAAAAAUGGAAUUUAAAGGAAGGUUUGUGUUCAUUGUUGAGUUUAAAUAAAUCCUUUAUACUGGG